Messenger RNA from Caenorhabditis elegans, 2983 nucleotides. It is a transcript of the gene aars-1, whose product is annotated as Alanine--tRNA ligase, mitochondrial. Gene Ontology annotation, molecular function: zinc ion binding; nucleic acid binding; ATP binding. Gene Ontology annotation, cellular component: mitochondrion; cytoplasm. Gene Ontology annotation, biological process: alanyl-tRNA aminoacylation; aminoacyl-tRNA metabolism involved in translational fidelity; tRNA aminoacylation. NCBI's taxonomy places the organism in Eukaryota, Metazoa, Nematoda, Chromadorea, Rhabditida, Rhabditidae. Bases 477 to 2858 code for a protein of 793 amino acids. The transcript is spliced from 9 exons. The record is from RefSeq and is marked reviewed.
GACAGCAGCGCCGGUUUUUAUGAGAUUCGUAUCAAGGGAAGAUGACGUUUUUUCUUUUGGAUUGAUUUAGAGAAAGCCCAGAUUGCCAUCAGCACUGAAUAUUUUCUCGUUGAAUUUAUUGUGUCUAGCCAGCUGUUUUGUGAGCGAGAAUGAAUGAAAUUGAUAUGGGGUCACGACACAGCGCAAAUAUAGUGUCCAGUGGUCGCGGCGCUCGCCAAAAAUGUCAUUUCAAUGAGAGGAUUUUGUGUUUAUUCAGCAAACGGUCGACGGGGAUUACCAGUUUACUAUUGAAUCAAAAAUAUUUGAGAAUUAAACAAUUAAAUUUUUAAUUAAAACAAAAUAAAACAAAAAAAAACAGCUUCUUUUCUAGGCCAUGGCCUAACAUGUUCUAGGCCAGUGUAGAUUUACGGCACAUUUUCUCUUAAAUAAUUAUUUCGUUUUGAAAACGUUUUCAACGUGUAUUCAACCGGAAUGCGAUGGGAAUUGGCUCCAAAAUAUUGGAAAAUAAUAUUCAGAAAUCAAUUUCACUUGGAUUCUAUCAUUCACAUUCGGAACUUCGCAAGAGUUUCUACGAAUUUUUCAAAUCGAAAAAUCACGAAAUACUCAGAUCUUCAUCUGUAAUUCCAGACGAAAACGAUGGAACCUUGUUAUUUACAAAUGCUGGAAUGAAUCAGUUCAAGCCAUUAAUUCUAUCAUCAACCGAAUCUAGAAGAGUUGCAAAUAUUCAAAAAUGCAUUAGAGCCGGAGGAAAACAUAACGAUCUCGAUGACGUUGGAAAAGAUUUACAUCAUCAAACAUUUUUUGAAAUGAUGGGCAAUUGGUCGUUCAAUGAUGCAUUCUCAAAAGAGGAAGCAUGUCGAUAUGCAUGGGAAUAUUUGGUGGAAAUUCUAGGAAUCAAUGCAGAUAGAUUGUAUGUUUCCUAUUUCGGUGGAAUCGAGAAGCUCGGAUUACCGGAAGACCGUGAAUGUCGAGAAAUUUGGAAACGAAUUGGAGUAUCGUCAAAUCGAAUUCUUCCAUUUGUCGCUGAGAAUUUUUGGGAGAUGGGUGCAGCUGGUCCGUGUGGUCCUUGCACCGAGAUUCAUUAUGAUAGAAUCGGCGGAAGAGAUGCUUCUCGAUUAGUGAAUAUUGAUGAUUCAGUUGUAGAAAUUUGGAAUAUUGUCUUCAUGAGCAGCGUCAGAGAUUCAUGUGGUCAAAUUCGACAUUUGGGAAAAAACCACAUUGACACAGGAAUGGGAUUCGAACGUCUUCUAUCAGUUGUCCAGAACAAAACUUCAAAUUUUGACACUGACGUGUUCACACCGAUUCUAGAAAAGACCUCCGAGCUGGCAAAAAAGCAAUACACUGGAAGUCUGGAUAGUCGACAAGAUGCCACAUUCCGUCUCGUCGCUGAUCACAUUCGUGCUGCGACUGUGGCGAUCAGCGAUGGAGCUGUACCUGAUGGAACUGGGUGUGGAUUUAUUGUUAGAAAAAUGAUGCGACGAGCUUUUUUGCAAGGAAUUUCGAAACUAGGAAUUGAGAGAUACGCGAUGAGUGAGCUGGUUCCAGUUGUUGCUUCAACGAUGAAAGAAGUCUAUCCAGAAAUCCACGACACAUCCACUCACAUCAGAAAGAUCUUCAACGAUGAAGAAGCUCAAUUCUGGAAGACAGUUGACAAAGCUAAAAAGAUGUUUGAUAGUGUUGCAGCUGAAUCCAAAUCACCAAUAAUAUCAGGAAGAAAAGCGUUCAAUUUAUUCGAAACUCAUGGUUUACCAUUGGCGGUUACUGUGGAAUUGGCAAGAAAUAUUGGAAGAGAAGUCGAUGAAACGGAAUUCGAGAGGUGCCGGUUGGAAGCUCAAAAAGUGUCACAAAAAGCUUCGCAGUUUAAAUUGCCGAUUUCAGCAGACGAUUUUCCGAGCCAUUCAGACAAAGAAAAAUAUUCGUACGUGUUUAGAAAUGGAAAAUAUGAAUUCCCUCAAGUCAAAACUCGAAUUCUCCAAGUUUACAAAGAUCAACAAAAAGCGGAAUCACUAGAAGCCAACGAUCGAGGAUUCCUGGUUCUUGAAGAAUGCCAAUUUUACGGAGAACAAGGUGGCCAAACUUCUGACACUGGACACCUUUUGAUUGAUGGAAGAGAAGUUUUCGAAGUGGAAAAUGCCAAAAAAAUUGCCGGUGGAGCUGUUACAGUACUCUUCGGACGAGCUCUCCUCCCAAUUCGACGAGAUUUACGAGUUGAGCAGAAGCUCGACGAAACGAGAAGAGAAGGCGUGAUGAGAGCUCACUCGGCGACCCAUUUGCUCAAUUGGGCUCUGCAAAAACUCGGUGUAGGCUCUGGGCAGAAAGGCUCAUCUGUUGACUGCGAUCGCUUCAGAUUUGACUAUUCCACGGGAGACGAAGAUUUGAGCAAGGAGCAAAGAACGGAACUUUUGAUUAAAUGUGAAAUGAAAAUGAGGGAAUUCAUUCAAAAUGGAGGUUUCACAGAAAUUAUAGAGACGAGUUUGGAAGAAGCAAAGAAAAUCGAAAAUCUGCAAUCUGAUGUGAAAGAGGAUAGAAUUGGAGGCGCUUCAGUGAGAGUUGUGGCUUUAGGCAGUGGAGCUGAUGUGCCAGUGGAGUGCUGUUCUGGAACACACAUCCAUGACGUCAGAGUGAUUGAUGACGUGGCAAUUAUGUCGGACAAGUCAAUGGGUCAAAGGCUUCGAAGAAUUAUAGUCCUCACUGGAAAGGAAGCAGCUGCGUGCAGAAACUAUACAAAAAGCAUUUAUGAAGAUUUAAGGAGUACGGAUCCAAAGGAGAGAUCAAAAACGGGAAAGAACAUCGACUGGAAACGUGUCCCAAUUGCUGAUCAAGCUCGUAUCUCGAUUUUGCUGAAACAGAAGAAAUAAUUGUGAAAAUAAUAUUGCCUUUUUAAUAGAGUAGUCUAGGUUUUUUUGUUGUUUUUUUUUCAGUUGUUACCUAUGUUUUUAUGAAUAUUGAAAUUUUCAUAGCAAAAUUUGAUUUUUCUGACUUU